AGUUGCUACCAUCCUUCCUAUAAUCCUAUUGGCAACUUCAUUUGUUUUGCUGAGACAAUAACUUCUGUUUUAGUGAAGCCGUUGACCACCUUCAAUCUCUUGGUUGACCUGACAAUCAGAUCACUAGAGUAUGGCAGAUCUGUUCAGUGGAGGUGCCGUUGGAGCGGUUAUGGGAGAGCUUCUUCGAGCAGCAAUUGAAACCAUAAACAAAGGUCGAGAGUUCAAGCCAACACUUGAAACCAACAUACAAACCUUGAACGCCAUAGCACCACUGGUUGAUGAGAUGAUGGAAUACAACGACAAGUUAGAUCGACCAAGACAAGAGAUCCAGAGGCUUCAGAGUCGCGUACGUCAAGGACAAGACCUUGCACGAAAGUGCUCCAGAAAGUUAAGUCGCCGGAAGUUUCUUUCAUUCCCUUACUACCAGGGGAAGCUCAAGUCCGAGGACCAGUCACUUCAAAGGCACUUGUCCUUUGAUGUUCAGGUUCAGAAUGCGAGGAACUUGAUGGAGGUUCUUUUGAAGGUUGACGAGAUUUUGAACAUUCUUGCAAAACAAGAUUUUGCCAAGUUCAGUGGGAGCCAGAUACAGGGUUUGAGUGGUGCUCCUGAAGAACCCAAGUGUAUGGGGAUGGAUGAGCAUUUGAGCAGGUUGAGGGUUGAGCUUCUCAAGGAUGAUGUCAGUGUUCUUGUUUUGACUGGUCUGGGAGGUUCUGGAAAGAGCACUCUUGCUAAAAAGCUCUGCUGGGACCCACAUGUUAAAGGCAAGUUCGGGGGGAAUAUCUUCUUUGUGACCUUCUCAGAAACACCAAACUUGAAGAACAUUGUGAGGACACUAUUUGAGCACUGCGGAUGUAAGGUGCCCGAGUUUCAGAGUGAUGAAGACGCCAUCAACAAAUUGGGAAUUUUGUUAAGGCUUGUUGGGAGAAGCCCAAUACUAUUAGUCCUGGAUGAUGUUUGGCAGAGCUCAGAGGCACUUGUUGACAAGUUCAGAUUUCAGAUACCAGAUUAUAAGAUUUUGGUGACUUCAAGGGUUGCUUUUCAAAGAUUUGGCACCCCAUGGCCGUUGGAACCCCUUGAUCAUGAUGAUGCAGUGUCCCUUUUCCGUCACUCGGCUCAACUUAAUAGUAAAUGCUCCUACAUGCCAGAUGAUAAUCUUGUCAAUGAGAUAGUGAAAGGUUGUAAGGGUUCACCAUUGGCACUUGAAGUGAUUGGUGGAUCACUGUGUCAGCAGCCUUUUGAGGUGUGGCAAGAUAUGAAAGAAUGGUUAGAAAAGCAGUCGAUUUUGGAGUCGGGUAAUACAGAUUUGCUUUCGCGGCUCCAACAAAGUUUAGAUAUGUUGGAAGAUAAGUUCUCAGUUAGUGAGAAGGAGUGCUUCAUGGAUCUAGGCCUAUUUCCUGAAGACCAAAGGAUCCCUGUUGCAAUCCUGAUUGAUAUGUGGGCAGAACUGCAUAAAUUUGAUGACAACGGAAGGAAAGCAAUGACCAUCAUCCAUGAUUUAACCACCAGGAACUUGAUUAAGCUCAUAGUAACAAAGAAAGUUGCAAAGGAUACAGACAUGUACUACAAUAACCACUUUGUCUUGCUACAUGAUCUCCUCAGAAAGCUGGCAAUCCAUCAGAGCGAGCAGGAACAAAUUGAACAGAGAAAGAAACUAAUAAUUGAGCUAAAUGGAGAUGAUCAUCCUGAAUGGUGGGUAAGGCAAAACCAGCAAGGAAUAUUCAGCCGCCUUUUGUCACUGUCAUUCUUACCUGGAAGAUUGAUAGAACAAAAGCAGCUAAAGGUUGCUGCCAGAGUAUUGUCUAUAUCAACUGAUGAGAAUUUUGCUUCGGAUUGGUGCGACAUGACAGCUGAUGAAGCCGAGGUUAUAGUCUUAAACAUUCGAUCUAGCCAGUACAGCCUGCCACAGUUCAUGGAGAAAAUGAACAAACUUAAAGUUCUAAUAGUCACAAAUUACGGCUUCCAUCUUUCUGGACUAAAAGAUUUUGAGAUACUGAGUGCUUUGUCUAACUUGAGAAGAAUCAGAUUGGAGAAAGUUUCAGUUCCUUCUUUAUGCAUACUGAAGAGUCUGCAAAAACUAUCGCUUCAUAUGUGCAACACAAGCCAGGCUUUUGGGAACAGUUCUAUCCCAAUCUCAGAAUCCAUGCCAAAUCUAGUGGAGUUGAGCAUUGACUAUUGCAAAGAUCUGGAGAAAUUGCCAGAGGGGGUAUGCAACAUUACCCCACUAAAGAAGCUUAGCAUCACCAACUGUCACAAGCUUUCAGCACUUCCUAAAGACACAGCAAAGCUGAAGAAUUUGGAAGUGCUAAGGCUAAGUUCAUGCACCGAUUUGGAAGAGAUGCCAGAUGGGAUUGGACGACUGUGUAACCUGCGCUGUCUCGACAUAUCUGACUGUGUAAGUCUAUCCAAAUUGCCAGAGGACAUUGGAGAUCUGCAGAAUCUUGAGAAACUCUACAUGAAGGGUUGUUCAGGGUUAAGUGAGGUGCCAUACUCAGUCAUGAACUUUGAGAAUGCAAAACAUCAAAUAUUUGUGUUAUGUGAUGAGGAGAGGGCUCAAUUAUGGGAAAAUGUCCCCUCAACUCCCAAUUUGAAGAUAGAGACAGCUAAAGUAGACAUCAGCUUAAAUUGGCUUCAUGGAGUUCGUUGCUGACACACUAUUUUAGUUGGUACUAUCUUGAAUCUUGUCAAAAUAUGAAACUCUAUUCUUUGACCCUUCUAGUCCACCUGUAAAUUAAGAGUGAAUUCAAAAUAAUAAGUAUUGUAACUUUUUUUUUUCUUAUUAUUUACGUAAUCAAUAAUCACCGUAAAGGAAUGUUAUUAUUUGGUCGAAUAUAUG
Molecule: messenger RNA, 2833 nt
Organism: Arachis stenosperma
Lineage: Eukaryota; Viridiplantae; Streptophyta; Magnoliopsida; Fabales; Fabaceae
Product: probable disease resistance protein At5g66900
Exons: 5
Coding region: 131-2647 (838 amino acids)
Biological process (GO): defense response to fungus
Molecular function (GO): ADP binding
Source: RefSeq, a predicted model, not a curated record